AGAGUCAAUCCAUCUUUGAACUUCUGAAAGAUGUUUUGACAGAAUUGCCAAUAGCAGAAACUGAUAGCUUGUGGCUUUUGGCUCUCAAAAUUGUUCUCAAACCAAAGAAAGUAUUUUGAGAAGCUGGUUGAGAUUUCUCUUAUUUCCGUGGCUAAAGAUGGAGGCAGUGAAAAUGGAUUUUCUCUUCCUUCAGCUGUAGUUAAUUUUGUUCUUCAGAAGGGUGGACUUCAACAUGCUAGGGAGACAUAGAAACGAUUUCUUUUUCUGCCCCACCCCGGACUUACUCUGUAUAGAGACUGCAUUGAAUUAGAGUCUAACCAUGCAUCUCUUGGUGAUAAAAAUUCUCUUGCUAAUGCCGGAAGGUUAUAUUGAAGCUGCACGUUCCACAUAUGACCAAAACGCAAGCUUGUGGAAAGAUUACCAUUCCAUGGAAAUGAAGCUUGCGACAUCAGAAACUGCCGCUGCUGUUUACUGGCGGGCGUGGAAGGUGCUGAAAGACUCUGCUGUUGGUUUUGCUUCAACAAAUCAAUAAUUCCUGUGUAAUACACUAAUACACAUGCAAUUUUGAC
Molecule: messenger RNA, 569 nt
Organism: Rubroshorea leprosula
Lineage: Eukaryota; Viridiplantae; Streptophyta; Magnoliopsida; Malvales; Dipterocarpaceae
Source: the annotation of a GenBank genome assembly